AUGGAUAAAAUAACAAACAAUCCUCAAAAACCAGCAAUAGUAUCUGAUAUUACAUUGGCUAAUAGCAGAACGAAUAGAGGUCAAGGUAGAAAGAGUGACUCUUAUCUCAACAUUGAAGAGUUUAGAAUCGUUGCUGAGAGAAAGUUACCUCGUAUGGUUUAUGAUUACUAUGCUUCUGGUUCUGAUAAUCAAAUUACAUUAGGAGAGAAUGUAAAUUUUUAUAGUAGAAUUAAACUUACACCAAGAUGUUUGGUUGAUGUAUCAAAUAUUAAUACAAAGACAUCUGUAUUUGGUAUCCCUCUUUCAUUCCCUGUUAUGAUUGCGCCAACAGCAAUGCAAAAGAUGGCACAUCCAAAUGGAGAGAUUGAUACAUGUUUGGCAGCAAGAGAUAUGGGAACAUUGAUGACAUUGAGUAGUUUGGCAACUACCAGUGUUGAGGAUCUUGGAAAGGCAUCGGGAGGUAACCCUGGAUGGUUCCAACUCUAUGUGUUUAAAGACCGUUCCAUCUCUGAGAAAUUGGUAAAACGUGCUGAAAUGGCUGGAUUCAAAGCUAUCCUUUUGACAAUCGAUACACCAUUCCUUGGUCGUCGUGAAAGUGACUAUCGCAAUGAAUUCUCUCUGCCAACAGGCUUGCAAUUGAGAAACUUUACCGACUUGCCAUUAGCAGACAUUCAAGGUGGAUUGAACAAAUACAUGGCUACAAUGAUCGACAGCUCAUUGACAUGGAACGAUUUGGCAUGGUUGAAAUCAAUCACCAAACUACCAGUCAUUGUAAAAGGUGUAAUGUGUCCACAAGACGCAUUGUUGGCAGUAAAGUAUGGUGCCGAUGGUAUCAUUGUGAGUAAUCAUGGUGCGAGACAAUUGGAUACUAGUCCGUCGACCAUUGAAGUACUUCCAUAUGUUGUACGUGCUGUUGGUGGUCGUAUUCCCGUUAUUGUAGAUGGUGGUGUUCGUCGUGGAACAGAUAUAUUAAAGGCAUUGGCCUAUGGCGCAUGUGCCGUUAUGAUUGGUCGUCCUGUUCUAUGGGGUCUUGCAGCCGACGGUUAUGAUGGUGUUCUCAAAGUACUCCAACUUCUUCGUGAUGAAUUGGUUUUAUCUAUGGCAUUGGCUGGUGUCAACUCUAUAUCAAAAAUUGAUGAAUCUUUAAUUUGGAGUAGUCCAAAUUCUCUACCCCGUCCAAAACUUUAA
Molecule: messenger RNA, 1188 nt
Organism: Cavenderia fasciculata
Lineage: Eukaryota; Evosea; Eumycetozoa; Acytosteliales; Cavenderiaceae
Gene: hao
Product: hydroxyacid oxidase
Exons: 3
Coding region: 1-1188 (395 amino acids)
Molecular function (GO): oxidoreductase activity; FMN binding
Source: RefSeq, a predicted model, not a curated record